Lontra canadensis (Northern American river otter) is the source of this 940-nucleotide messenger RNA. Its product is annotated as phospholipase A and acyltransferase 1-like. Gene Ontology annotation, cellular component: cytoplasm. The record is from RefSeq and is a predicted model, not a curated record. Bases 278 to 787 code for a protein of 169 amino acids. The transcript is spliced from 5 exons. NCBI's taxonomy places the organism in Eukaryota, Metazoa, Chordata, Mammalia, Carnivora, Mustelidae. Gene Ontology annotation, molecular function: glycerophospholipid phospholipase A1 activity; A2-type glycerophospholipase activity. Gene Ontology annotation, biological process: N-acylphosphatidylethanolamine metabolic process.
AUUCCUGGAAACCUCUGCUGACCUACCUGGCCUGAAAGAGAGUCAGUUAGGCCCUGCUCUGUCACAUGCACCCAAUUCAUGCUGAAUAAAGGACCUACAGAACCAGAACUUUGGCAGGGAAGGGCAGAAGAGGUGAGGGAGGGGCACACCGGCUGCUGGAGAAGGAGAGUGGCUUGUCUUUAAGGAAGGCCCCAUCCCAUCAGGAGCCAGGCUGGUAUAUGAAAGGCGGAAAGACUUCGCAUCUUCUGCUUCUGAAUGUUGACCUUUUUCAUGCUAAAUGGCGUUUAAUGAUUGUUUUAGUUUGAGCUAUCCUGGUAACCCCCAGCCAGGGGACUUGAUUGAAGUAUUUCGUUCUGGCUAUCAGCACUGGGCACUGUACUUGGGUGAUGGUUAUGUUAUCAACAUAGCACCUCUAGAGGAUGGCAUUUCUUCCUCAUUUACGAGCGCCAAGUCUAUAUUCAGCAGGAAAGCCCUGGUGAAGAUGCAGCUGCUGAGGGAUGUUGUGGGAAAGGACACAUACAGAAUAAACAAUAAAUAUGAUGGGACCUACUCCCCUCUCCCCGUGGAAGAAGUCAUGCAACGGUCAGAGAUGGUUAUUGGACAGGAGGUGGAAUAUGACAUACUUGUCAACAACUGUGAGCAUUUUGUGACUUUGCUUCGCUAUGGAGAAGGAGUUUCAGAUCAGGCCAAUCAAGCAAUAAGUACCAUUGGGUUUGUGGCAGCUGCUGCUGGUGCCUUCUCACUCCUGGGUUUGUUUCCAAAAAGACAAAGAGCAAAAUACUAUUAACAAUUUACUGAAGAGAUAUUGGAGCUGAAGGAAUUUGUGAGGAGGGGAAAAAAAAACCUGGGAUGAAUACUUAUUUUCAAUGCAUCAUUAUUGUUCCAAAUUCCAGUGAUGGAUGGCAGGCUCUUUAAUAAAUUGCUUACUGAUAUUAUCUCA